Molecule: messenger RNA, 6184 nt
Organism: Cloeon dipterum
Lineage: Eukaryota; Metazoa; Arthropoda; Insecta; Ephemeroptera; Baetidae
Product: discoidin domain-containing receptor 2-like
Exons: 17
Coding region: 297-3224 (975 amino acids)
Biological process (GO): protein phosphorylation; positive regulation of phosphatidylinositol 3-kinase/protein kinase B signal transduction; multicellular organism development
Cellular component (GO): signaling receptor complex; plasma membrane
Molecular function (GO): collagen binding; ATP binding; protein tyrosine kinase collagen receptor activity
Source: RefSeq, a predicted model, not a curated record
UCGCGCCGGCAGUGUUCGGUCCCGCUUUGUCCUGGCAGCAAGCAGCUAGCUCCCCGCUCCUGCAAGACUCGAAGCGAGAGACACAUUUUGCCCUCAGUGCCGCCCUGCGUGCAGCCACUUGCUAUUUGUGCUUAGACUCUCGGUGUCCUGGAAAGCAGAUCGGCCGCAUCCGUUCCGGCAGGUGCUGACUAACAGGCGCACGAGCAUCUUUAUUUGCUGUCCAAGGAGCUGGAUACAUUUCGAAUAGCGAUGACUUGGAAGGAAACCCCUGCAGCUGCCUGUUAAGCGCCUGCACGAUGAAACGCGAGCCAAUGUUGGCCAGCCUGCUGGUGGUGGUGCUCGCGGCGUCCAAUUCCGCCCUAAGUCUCGACGCUGGCGUGUGCCACCGAGCGCUCGGCAUGGAGGAGGGACAUAUUCCAGACGAGGCCAUUUCUGCCACGUCGUCCUUUGACGUCAAAUCCGUCGGACCGCAGAACGCAAGGGUCCGGCAAGAGAAGAACGGAGGCGCCUGGUGCCCGAAAGAGGUCAUCAGCAGGUCGGUGCGCGAGUUCCUCGAGGUCAAGUUGCCGUCCGAGCACCUGGUCACGCACCUCGAAACCCAGGGCCGCUUCGGUAACGGCCAGGGGCAGGAGUUCGCCGAGGCCUACCUCGUCGAAUACUGGAGAGACACGCUGGGCAGAUGGGUCCUCUACAGAGACGCCAGAGGAGACAAGGUGCUUCCGGGCAACACUAACACCUACAUCGCCAACAAAAAUGAGUUGGAAGUACCCUUCGUGGCCUCGAGGGUGCGCUUCAUCCCCUUCAGCGAGCAUCCCCGCACGGUCUGCAUGCGGGUUGAACUUUUCGGGUGCGCCUGGAACGAGGGCCUCGUGAGCUACUCGGCCAACAGGGCUGGCUCGCACAGCUCCAUCGACUCGGAGCCGGAUCCUCUCGAGGACAUCAGCUACGACGGCCAGAUCGAGCGCAGAACCAUGUCCGGAGGCCUGGGACAGCUCUCAGACGGCAGGUUUGGACCUGACGACCUCAACAUUGACGUCUCUACUGAAGCUUACAGAUGGGUCGCAUGGCUUAACGACAGUCUAGGAGGACACCCGCUGGAAAUCACAUUCGAGUUUGAUGGUCUUCGUGAAUUCACAGCUGUUCACUUGCAUGCCAGCAAUUCCGUGACCCGAGGCGUACAGAUCUUCUCUCACGCCUUGAUUUACUUCGGACUGGACCCAGAGCGGUUCCAAGCCAACGCGGUGCACGCGGCGCCCAAGUUCCUCAACAUGACAGUCAACGACACUUCACGAAACAUCACUAUUCCAUUGUCUCGCCGCCUCGGCCGCUUCGUCAAAGUGCAACUCGUUUUUUCAGCGCCUCUCAUCCUCCUCAGCGAAAUCUCGUUUGAUUCAGCUCUGGUGGACACCAACAUAACAGACGAGCUGUUUGAGGAGUUCUACGGGCAGGAGAGCCAGCUGGACUACACGAUGCGGCCACCGCUGAGCAACCUCAACCCGGACAACGUGCAGAAAAAGUCAGGCGAAACGACCCACGCGCGCAAGGAGGUGUCACCCGCGAGUAGUGCUCCGAGCGAGCAAGCGUACAUCGGCUUGGUGACGGGCGUGCUGGCCGUGCUGGCCAUCCUGCUGGGCUCUGCCGUUGGACUGGUGAUCAGGCGCACGCGCAAAAAGGACCUGCUGCACACGGCCCUGAAGGGUCCGUUGCCGGACAAAAGGGCGACCAUCAACAUGCGCGACCUGCGCAUGAGCAUGAGCCUCACGCCGAUCAGCACGGGCCUCGUGACCAACAACAGCACCGCCAACCCCAACACGCUGAGCAAGAAGAACGGGGCACCCGGUGGCCCCGGCGGCCUCUACGGACACGUGGUGGGCGACGAGACGGACAGCGAGACCUCGUCCGUCUACCACGAGCCGUUCAAACUGCCCAACAGCAAGCAGGAGUACGGCUGCUUGCUCAAGAAGGACAACCUCAGCAAAUCCGGCGAGUACACGGCAGAUUUCACCAGCGUGAACAGCUUCCAAGAAGAGAUCAAGUACUCGUCGCAGUCGUUUUACUGCCUCACUCAACCCCUGAGGCCUCCCACCAAUUCAGCCACCUUCCCUGCCCCCACGAAGCAGACCCCCAGCAAACAAAAGACCCCUGGCACGCCCGCCUCCAGCAAAACUCUGCAAGGCCCCGUCUCGGCGAAUUUGCCGCCCACCGCGCCCCAGGAGAAUUUCUACGCCGCAACUGAUAUUGUCAAGACGGAGCGCAGGGAGCAACAUUUCACGCCGGGCCGCUUUACGCCGCUGCUGCUGCCCGAACAAACUCCGGCUGGCGCACAAGAGAGUCCCGUGUUCGAAUUCCCCCGGCACAGACUGAGACUGCUGGAAAAACUUGGAGAGGGAGCCUUCGGCAUGGUGCAUCUGUGCGAAGCCGACGCCGUGCCCGAGUGCGGCGGCAAACGUCUAGUCAUCGUCAAGUCCCUGUGGCGCGGCUGUCCUGAAAGCAACAAGCAAGAGUUCCUGAGGGAGAGCAGGCGGCUUGCCUGGGCGCUGCGGGACCCGAAUCUGGCGCGGGUGGUAUCGCUCUGCACCGCCGAGGAGCCCAUCUGCUCCUUGAUCGAGGCACCAGAGCUCGGCGACCUGCCCACCUUCCUAAAGGAGGGCUCCGAGCCCAACGCACCCCAUCCAGUCAGCUACGGAUGCUUGAUCUACUUCGCGACGCAAAUAGCGUCCGGCAUGAAAUACCUCGAAAGUCUGGGUAUCGUACACCGAGACUUGGCCGCCAGGAAUUGCUCAGUGGGACGAGGCUACAGCAUUAAAAUUUCGGACCACGCCAUGUUCUGCAAUCGCUACGAGGCAGACUACUACGUCAGCGACACAAAGGCCAGACUUCCUAUCCGGUGGAUGGCCUGGGAAAGUCUCCUCCUGGGCAAACACUCGUGCAAGAGCGACGUGUGGUCGUUCGCGGUGACCCUGUGGGAAGUUCUACAGUUGGGUGGCGGACGGCCGUUCGCCGAGCUGACCAACGAGCAGGUGGUGGAGAACUGCAGUCACUGGUACCAGGACAACGGCCACCAACGGCUCCUGUCACGGCCGGCCGCGUGUCCGCGCGAAAUCUACGACCUGCUGAACGAGUGUUGGAGGCGGCACGAGGCUGAGCGGCCGCGCUUUUCCGAGAUUCACCUCUUCCUGCAGCGCAAAAACCUCGGAUUUGUGCCUCCACCCACGCUGGCCUGAGCUGACUGACUGACAAACUCGACGUUUUGCGCAAAAAAAGUGGGAAAUUGUGUAUUGCGCUUAAUCACGCGCGUCUUGUGCCACUUUUACUUUUGAAACUGUCAUCUCUCUGAGUGCCUGUCCUAUGAUAGUCUUUCUACACACAAACUCUCUUCUUCUCUCGUGUCCCUUUGCGCGCAGAGCGGCCACUUUUCCGUUCGCUACUCUCCUCCAUCCUAAAUUCGGUGUGCACUACGACGCAUACACGUACUCUGCGUAAGGACCUCUCUUGUGGAUCUCGUCAUCAGUUCGCGGCGAACGCUGAUUAACAAUUAUUAUUUCUUUCCAUUAACAAAAGUGAUGUGAUAAAAGUGUAAGAGCGUCGUUUCUCCUGAUGGACUGCUUUCAAAUUUAGAAAAGGAAAAGUGUGGAAUUUUUUUUGCAGCGCCCUUGCACGUUGGAAACUUUUGCUUUCGAUGGCAAAGAAGGAUUAAGAGUGGGUGGAUAAAAAGCCCAUUUCAAAGUUUCGCCCUUCCUUUACGUUUACCCAAUCACCGAAAUGGGCGCUGCGAACUUUCUGUUGGAUAUUAUAUCAUCUGUGAAAUAACCCUUCCUUAGGAUUUAGUGUUUGCUUGGAUUUUCUUUUGAAUCUAGAAAAAAACGCAAAGAGUGGACCAAAAGGAUUUUGGUUUCUAACAUAAACCGAGCUGGGCGCUGUGGUCAUCCAUUUUAUCAUUCUUCUCAUGAGACACAACGAACACAAAGUAUGCUACAUAUAAUUAUAAUCCGAUUUGAUUUCAUUGAGCAUCAAAGUGUUAUUGCGCUUGACAGACACGGAGUGAUUGGGAAAAAAGGAACGAGUGUGGAAUUUAAAUUUAAGCGAUUUCAAACAAACUACUUUACUAAUCACAUAGAAGAGAGCAACAAAAUCGGAAACGAUGAAAUAUAGAAUUGACUGACAAUCCUGUAUCGAUGAUUUGAGAGUACUCGCGCCCCCUAACAGACACGUAGCACAUGAAGCAGAGCAGAGGCCCAGGCAGACAGGAUUCUAUCGGCGAUCUCUCAGGAUUUCGACACUAAAGCUCAAUCCAAUUCCAGUGUUAAGGGCGAUGGGCCUAUUUUAAGGUCGAAUCCGCGUAGUUCAGUUCCCAUUCACGUUUUCUCGAUAGAGGUUAGGUUUAGAAGACGAUUUCCGUUUCCUUUUUCUCAGCACGUAGAGCGAUGAUGGGUUUCAAUUUAUCAACCGCAUUUAGCAAACAUGUUCACACUCCUGACUGUUCUUGUUGUGUGAAAAAAAAUCGAGGAAGAAUUACGAGCUGAUCGCAGUUACCGAAAGUUUUAUGACACAAGCUCGGAAACCAAAAGGGUAUAUGUCUUUAAAAUGAGAUUUAUCUUGAAAUGGUAGCUAGAUGUGUGACAGGCAUUUAUUUUUCGAAUCGGGGGAAUGCUGUGCAAUUUGAAAGAAUUCAGAAUGCUCAAUUAAUUUGGAAAAUAGCGAAAAUAGAAGUUGAUUAAUUUUAACCAAACCAGGAAGUUGUAGGAAAGGUGUUAGUUUCAAACGACCGCACCCUGAAUAUUGAUUUGUUUUUUUCUUUAAAUUAAUGGUGUCAAAAAUCAAUGAUUAUGUCUCAGCUCGGGUUUCUAACGUUUAAGGUGUUGAUAAAAUAAAUAUCGAAUAAGUCUUGUGGUGGGAAUGAAAGCGAUUAAGUGAGAUGAUCUGUAACUGUACAUACACAAAUACAAUAUUAUGUUUAAGAAAAGGUCUAAAAUUUUUAAAUAAGAUGUUCCAUUAUUUUUACGACGAAUUCUCACUGAUUUAACUAUUCUGUGUGCAGUGAAUAAACGGCAAAUCGAGAUAGCACGUCCUGCAUUGAAGAAAUUCAGGAUUUGGAUCGAUUUUCUGUUUAGCUAAAGCUGCCAGUGAUCUGAUAUCGCCGCUGUAACUUGUAAAAUACGAAAUAGAUGUACUUUUGGAACCCACACCGCAUUCGUUUUGUAAAUAAACGCCGUGCAUCUAAGAUAGGGAUAUAACACAAAUAACGAAUCGAGACUACAGUAGUUCCCUCUGAUAGAGUUGGUUCUGUCGAUACAUGAUCUUCCUCCUCUUGUAUUUUCAUACUCGAUCACCUGGUUAAUUCUGAUCAAAUAUGCCAAACAACUCACUCACACUUUCAAUUUACCCUCUGGCAUGAGACCUAUAUCAAAGCUGACAAUCGCCUGACAAAUUAACGAAGAAAAAAUAAAUUCGUCUCAAUUAAUAACAGACACACGCUUUCUCAAAAUUACAGGAAUAGCUGGGAAAUAAAAACACAUAGAUUAUUGUCGCUGCUGUAGGUCAACUAACAUCCCAAAGUUUGAAUUUAGGUGUGGAAAACCUGUGCCAAACGAUAUAUAUUCCUUCUAGUUGAUUUUAUUGAAGCAAGCCAUAUCACCGAGAGAUUAGAAUUUAGGUUAGCGCAUCUUGUUAAACUUGCGGCAAGGUAGAUUUUAUCUCACUUAUUACAAACACCGCAGAUCGAUCUCCAUUGUUUUCUCAUGGAUUGCAGAAUUAAUUGUUAUUUGUGUACCCGUUGAGGAACAAUAUAAUUCGUGAGUGUCGGUGCAAUUGACUGAGAGGCGUACGAGAAUUUGUUGAACUCUUGCACAGGAAUAAAAAUAUGACGCAUAUAUUUAACGAUAUUAUCAGGUUGUGUCCACUAUUCAUUGAUUCUCAGAUUGAUAUUCUCUGCAUUUUGUCACAUAUCAAAUUUGAACAUGUGUAUAAUAAAUUAUGUAAGGAGAGGAUUCGUUGGCGCUGUACUCGUGCAGUUUCAUAUAAAAAAUACAGUGGAACGCAAUUAUCAUUCUCAGCUCUUUCGGUUGUUGUUUUCAUUGUCACAUAGAGAUGUAUAAAUCGAAGAAAAUCACGUCUUCUUUUUUGUAUUCAAUGUGUGACCACAUAUAGUCUGAAAAUAAAAAAUUUUACGUGUUGGCUUCUAAAA